UUCCAACUUUCAAGGCGCUCGUCUCGCGAAGGUUCCAUCGUCUUCUUCUCCGCCAGUGAGCUUGUUCAAACAUGGCGUCGGGGAAUCCUGGGAUUGCGAAAGAUGUAACUGAAUUAAUCGGGAAUACUCCAUUGGUGUAUCUGAACAAUGUUGUUGAAGGUUGUGUUGGUCGUGUUGCUGCUAAGCUCGAGUCCAUGGAACCAUGCUCUAGCGUCAAAGACAGGAUUGGCUAUAGUAUGAUUGCUGAUGCAGAAGCCAAGCGUCUAAUCAAACCAGGGGAGAGUGUUUUGAUCGAGCCAACUAGUGGCAAUACUGGUGUUGGGUUAGCGUUUAUGGCUGCAGCCAAAGGCUACAAGCUCAUUAUCACAAUGCCAGCAUCUAUGAGUAUAGAGAGAAGAAUCAUUCUCCUAGCUUUUGGAGCAGAGUUGGUUCUUACAGACCCGGCUAAAGGCAUGAAAGGAGCCGUUGCAAAGGCAGAGGAGAUAUUGGAAAAAACUCCCCAUGGUUACAUCCUCCAACAGUUUGAGAACCCUGCCAACCCUAAGAUCCACUACAAGACUACCGGACCUGAGAUAUGGAAAGGUUCCAAUGGAAAAGUUGAUGGCUUUGUUUCUGGGAUCGGUACUGGUGGUACCAUAACUGGUGCUGGGAAGUAUCUUAAGGAGCAGAACCCGAAUAUAAAGUUGUAUGGUGUGGAGCCAGUCGAAAGCCCUAUUCUUUCUGGUGGGAAGCCAGGACCCCACAAAAUUCAGGGGAUAGGUGCCGGUUUCAUCCCGGGCAUUUUGGAUGUUGAUCUUAUCGAUGAAGUUGUUCAGGUAUCGAGUGAAGAGGCCAUUGAAAUGGCAAGGCUUCUUGCUGUAAAAGAAGGUCUUCUGGUGGGAAUAUCAUCCGGUGCAGCAGCUGUUGCUGCAAUUAGACUUGCAAAGAGGCCGGAAAACGAAGGAAAGCUUAUUGUGGCUCUGUUCCCGAGCUUCGGGGAAAGGUAUUUAUCGACGGUACUGUUUGAUGCGGUGAGGAAAGAGGCGGAAGCUAUGACCUUCGAGCCCUGAUUUUGUCGGUGCUGAUGAAGCAAGGAGCCUGGAUACUCAAGAGGCACCAUUCUUGUACCAGUAAUAAAAAGAUCUUCAGGUUAAGACAAGAGAGAGACAGAUAUAUUGUGAAACCCUUGUUAACUUUCAUUACCUCCUGCAAUGGAAGAAGAAGUUUGCUCAUUUGGUAUCUUUGGUUUUCAUGACAAUAAACUUAGCUUGUUCUUACUGUAAUACAUUACCAAACUUCUGAGUUUGAUUUUGCUUCAUUC
Molecule: messenger RNA, 1300 nt
Organism: Tarenaya hassleriana
Lineage: Eukaryota; Viridiplantae; Streptophyta; Magnoliopsida; Brassicales; Cleomaceae
Product: cysteine synthase-like
Exons: 11
Coding region: 72-1049 (325 amino acids)
Cellular component (GO): cytoplasm
Molecular function (GO): cysteine synthase activity
Source: RefSeq, a predicted model, not a curated record